AAUCUCUCUUUCCUACUGUGGGAUUAUCAUGGCGACGAGGCAGGACAGCCUGUGACUAUCCACUGCUCUCUGCAGGCCCUUCUUUAUGUUUUUAUUCUGGCUUUGAUUUGGGAGGAUACCAGUAGCCAAAAUGCUGAACCAGAGUGCUGUGAUGAUCUUUACUGGGAUCUGUGGGGCAUUGGUCCUCAUGGCAAUGGCCUACUAUGUCUACUGGACAGUAGUAUUGGCCGACGGACCGUGUAAACGCGGCUUGUAAAAGGAUCCCACCGUGGUUGGUCGUAGUGUGUAGAGAGGAGCCUACUCCGCCCUCCAGGCUCCUCAGCCAUGGCUCUUCUGGGCUACCUGAAGAGCCUCUUUAUCCUGCAGUUGCUGAUGGGCUUUGUGUUUGUGGUGAGCGGCCUCAUCAUAAACUUCAUCCAGCUCUGCACCUGCAUCCUCUGGCCCAUCAACAGACAGCUCUACCGCAGAAUCAACUGCCGGCUCUCCUACUCGCUCUGGAGUCAGCUGGUGAUGCUGCUGGAGUGGUGGUCGGGCACAGAUUGCACCCUAUACACCGACCAGGCUACGGUGGACAUGUUUGGCAAAGAGCAUGCCAUCAUCAUCCUCAACCACAACUUUGAAAUCGACUUCCUCUGUGGCUGGACCAUGUGUGAAAGAUAUGGCAUCUUAGGGAGUUCAAAAGUGCUGGCCAAACACGAGCUGCUGAAGGUUCCUCUGAUUGGCUGGACCUGGUACUUCCUAGAAAUAGUCUUCUGCAAAAGAAAGUGGGAAGAGGACAAAAAAACUGUCUUCAAGGGACUGAGCAGACUCAAAGAUUAUCCUGAAUAUAUGUGGUUUCUUCUGUACUGCGAGGGAACCCGUUUUACAGAGAAGAAACACCAAAUCAGUAUGGAGAUUGCAGAGAGCAAAGGUCUCCCCAAGCUCAAAUACCAUCUACUACCCCGAACCAAAGGAUUUACCACAACACUGCAGUGUCUUAAGGGCACAGUAACUGCUGUGUACGAUGUUACUCUGAACUUCAAAGAUAACCAAACCCCCACUCUCCUGGGUAUCGUCAACGGCAAGACAUACAAAUCGGACCUGAGUGUGAGACGGUUCCCUGUGGAGGAAAUACCAGAUGAUGAGAAGGAGUGUGCCAAUUGGCUGCACAAGCUCUACCAAGAGAAGGAUGCCUUACAGGAACACUACAGCAAGGAAGGCAAGUUCCCCGGACCCACAAUAAUCCCACCUCGUCGACUAUGGACGCUGCUGAACUUCCUGUUUUGGGCCACCCUGCUGCUGUCGCCCCUCAUCAAUUUUGCUUGUGGAGUGGUUGUCAGCGGUUCCCCCCUCCUCAUCAUUGGCUUCAUCUUAUUCCUCAUCAUAGCUUCCAUAGCUAUCCGACGCCUCAUCGGGGUCACGGAGGUGAAGAAAACAGGCUCCAGUUAUGGAAACCAGGAGGCCAAGAAAGAAAACUAAAGUGCGUCACCCCCUUAACCCCAAACACCUCCCGUCCCCCUACUCCAGUGAACGGCCCUCUCUGUGUGGCCGUCCCGCGGUGUCUCACCCCUACCCAGCUACUUUCUCCUCCUACCGUCGAGUCUGUUGGUAGGUCGCGGAGGAGAAAACUAAAUAGACCAGAGUUAGAAAUUUGAAUAGCACUUGAGUGAGAGAGAAAGAGCAUAGAAGGUCAUGGGGGGUGGGUCAAGCUCUCUGUUGUAACACAAAACAAAAUGGAGAGGGAGACACAGCAUCAUAGCCCUGCUGUAUCUUUCUUAAUCCAGCUCGUCCCCAUCCCAGACACAUUCAUAUUCUGUAAACACCCAAGGUCAAGCUCCUCACCUGUCACAUGGACAGUCAGUCCGCCCAUCGUCUGCUCUUGCACUACCUACCUCCAAAUCCAGUCAUGGUCAUCAGCCAAACAGAGUGUGGGGGUGUGCUCAAAACACAAAUGAAUCCACAUUUGUUCAUUUCAACCAUCCAGGGGCAGUGUGUGACUGCAACAUCUGUGAAAUGCAGGAUGUCUCCCUUGGGACCCGGUGCCCCUAAGGGUCGAUUCACCCAGAUCACAAAAUACAUGUACCAUUUCAACUUUCACAUAUCAAGCAAUGCAGAUAGUUCUGGUUUUUAUACAGGCAAAGUCUGCGAUUUCAACUAUCGUGCUGAAAAAUGGAGGUUAAUAAAAAUAUGUUCAUGAUGUUCAAUCAUUGUUGAAGUUUAUUUGACAAAGGUGAGAGCAGAAACAGUGUCUGUCUUGUUGGAAAAUAAUUAAUAGUUUUCAUUGGAAACUGUUUUAAAUGUAAAGAAAAGGGAAUUCAUCAUCUGAUUAUCAAAGUAGCUUGGCAGAUAGUUUCUGUGAAAAGACAAUUCACUUUUGUUUGAGUUUUUCAAAUUAUGAUUUAAUUUCAUUUAAGAACGGUUGAUCGCAUUCAGUUUCCUUUUUUGUAUCAGGGCAGGAGCAGAAGGCUCAGAGCAUGGAACUCAAAACUAUAUAAAUUCCACAUCGUGUCCGGGGCUGAAGUGGGAAAGAUAUCUAGUUUUAUUUGAAUCUUGUGAUGUUGGUGAAUCAACCCGUUAACUUCCUGGUGUGAAAACCUGCCAUCGGUUACAGGGGUCAUGUGCAGCCCGCAGCACCAACACACAUUCAUUCACUCCUAUUGUCAUUUGAUUUACACAGACAGAAAUCUAUAUAUACAUGUUAUCAUUCGUCUUUUUAACAUGCCGGGAUCAGCUGACCCUGAGGGUUUGCUGGUCAUUUACCCAGAAAUCCCAGUCUGAACACUUAGGCACUUCAACCUACCCACUAGCACUCUGAUGCCAGUUCAAAUGCAGCCCACGCCGCUUUGGUUGAUGUGACUGAUCUGCUGCUGAGUGGCGGUUGAUUCCAGAGAAAGGUCACGGCCUGUCUCCAUGAAGCCUCACAGCUGUUCGCACAUUAUUUAGCUUUCCUGAUAUAGAACUGAUAUUUUAACCUUUGCCUUAAAUCAAGCUUGCUCAGGCGAGGGAUUUGCUUAUUUGCCGGCCCUUUAAAACAGCACCCGCCUCUUCCCUCUGUUAUGAUUGAAAUACCGACCCUCUCCCUGCCAUUACUGCAGUGCAGGGGGGGGCAUGUAUUUGGUUAAAAAAUGAAUGACUAAUUGAGAACCAAUGUUACUCUUUUAAAGUGGAGACUGAGGAAGGUGUUGCUUUGAUUAAGGCUGAACUCUGUGUGCAACUUUGUUCCUCUGGACAUCAGCACAGCGACAUCUGGUCAUCGCUGCUGCACUUUCAUUUCUACACAUUUUAGAAUCGCUCAUCCCAGAGUUGGUGGUUUUUAACUCCGUUUCCUGGUCCUCAAAUUCAAACAAUGGUAGCAAACCACGAGGGGAUAUUCUGUGUCCUGCUCUCUCUCCGCCCCUCCGCCCUGCUGUGCCACAUGCAGUAUCUCACGUUUCUCUUUUCAGUUUCUGUUUUUCCCCCGUCACUCGUCAGCAGCGAUAUGUUGUGUCCUUUCUGUAGAGCUCUCUCAACCCAGACAGACUUCAUGCAAAGCCUUAAUAGACAGUGCUGCUUAGUUUUUUUUUGUGUGUUAAAAAUGUAGAACGCUAACUUGAGCCCCUGUUGUAGUGAAGGAUCAACAUGUGAAAGAUGUCCUCCAGUAUAGCAAGCAAGUUUCUGGGAUUAGCUGUCAAGUGACUUGUUCUUAAGUCAUAAAAUAAAGAAAUAACGAGAACUGAGAAUGGAUUCAAGUCACGUUCAUAAUUUAACCACUUUUUUUGUACACAAAGUUAGUUGGAGUUGCUUUUACCUCAAAUUCUUGUGAAAAGCUUUAGGAUCUUAGCCAAUUUUUCUUUUAAGAAAUAUCCUCAAAUGUGCAGCAUCAAAUGAUAAAGCACUUCAGUCCAUCCUGUCAAUCAAACUCAUUUUCAACAGCAGUUCAAACCAGUAGAAAAGCUUUUGCUUUGGGUGUUUGUUUUUUUACAAUACAAUUAAAGUAUUUAGAGUCCUUCACCUUUUUCACUUGGCAGCUUUAUGCUAAAAUCAUAGAAAUGUUUUCCCCAGGACUAGAUAUUGAAAAAGAGAAACUGAAAUAUCACGUUGACAUACAUUUUGCAGACAUGUUUCUAUGACACAUAACUUUUGGCACAGAUGUUUCUACAACUUGAAUUCACACGUGGUAAACUCAACUGAUUUGGUCUGGCACACACCAAGUUAUGAGGUCAAAGGAACUUCUCUGGGUGGAGGGAAAGCUGAGGAAGAUCCGAGUGCUCAGAACCUCAGAUUGUACCUUGGGUUUGUCUUCCUCCUUCCUACGAGACGAAACAGGUCUGACUUAGGGACGAUUCUGCUAAUCUGCUUGAGAGAGACAAGCAGAGCUCUGAGGUGAAGCUGUAUGGACAGAACUGAAAAUGGCUGUGCACUGACAGCAACCCAGAAGACUUGAGGCUCUGAUCGCUGCCAAAGAUGCAACUGUAGGAACUACAACUUCUAAAUACUUUCUAAAUGUGAUAUUUCAGUUUUCCUUCUUUAAUACAUUUGCAAAACUUCCUUAACUCUGUUUUCACUUUGUCUUUAUGGAAUAAUGAUUGUAGGGGGAUCUGAGGAAACAUGAUUUAAAUGUUUUUAGCUUCAAGCUGUAACACGAUGUGAAAAAGUUGAAGGUGUCGAACUGUGACAGUUUACUUUUCUUUUCUGAUUUUUCUGGAAUCAAAUAUCAUCAGAAAUUGACUAUGAUUUUCAAAUUCAAAGAUAUUUCUGUUAGUUACUCCUUUUGUGGCAGUUUCUUUGUUUUCUAAGGCGGUUUUAAUGUUUUCCUCAAACAAAAACACUUAAACAUUAAAGGAUUUCAUCACUA
Messenger RNA from Platichthys flesus (European flounder), 4813 nucleotides. RefSeq names its product 1-acylglycerol-3-phosphate O-acyltransferase 3 (gene agpat3). Lineage: Eukaryota; Metazoa; Chordata; Actinopteri; Pleuronectiformes; Pleuronectidae. Gene Ontology annotation, molecular function: 1-acylglycerol-3-phosphate O-acyltransferase activity. The coding region runs from base 325 to 1458 and encodes 377 amino acids. The transcript is spliced from 10 exons. Gene Ontology annotation, cellular component: endoplasmic reticulum; endomembrane system. The record is from RefSeq and is a predicted model, not a curated record.